UAACCAAACAUAACCUAUGAAAACUAUGAAACAGUUGGCGCCAAAAUUAUCCAAGUUGUAAACCACACUUCACGUUUUCUUGCAGUAAAUUCUACAAAAGAAACAUGUCUGGUUCCACAUACAACGAAGAAACCUUACCAGAUUUACUUCCUGUGUAUUAUAGGAGAUUAUUUCCACAAGUAGCGUUCCACAAAUGGCUGUGCUACGGGGACCCCAAAAACUUCAACAAAAGAGAAAUUUCUUUCACACUCCAUGGAGACAUCUACUUGCGUUAUCAAUCUUUUGACACAGCGGAAGAGUUUGCACAGGCCCUACAUAAACGAUUUCCCAUCAAAAUCGAUAUAGGGGCUGUCUAUAAAGACACCUUGAAAGGCAACUACUCGGCUGUGAAAACUCCAGUGGAAAGAGAAGUCGUCUUCGACAUUGAUAUGACGGACUAUGAUGACAUUCGAACUUGCUGUUCUGGGGCAGAUGUUUGUGACAAGUGCUGGAAGUUUAUGAUUAUUGCGUGUAAAAUAUUGGAUGCUGCGUUAAGGGAGGAUUUCGGUUUUGAACAUAUUUUGUGGGUGUUUUCUGGAAGGAGAGGUAUUCACUGUUGGGUUGGUGAUAAAAAGGCACGGAAGUUGGAUGAUGGGGAAAGAUCUUGCAUUGCUGAGUUUUUAAAUGUGAUACGUGGUGGAAUGCUCACUAGGAAGGUGAAAUUGGGGUUUUCCGUACAUUCUUCGCUUCAGAGAUCUUUAAAAAUUAUUGAUGAGUACUUUGAUGAUAUUUUAACUGAACAGGAUAUUUUGGGGACUAAUGAACGUUUGAAUGAGUUUUUAAAUAAUUUAGAGACGGAUUUAAGACCUUUAUUUCAUGAUGCUAUGUCUAGUGUUAGUAGUACGACAGAGCGGUGGAACGCGUUUCAGAGCACCUUUCAUAGAUUAUUUAAAGAGCAAAAAAUUUCCAAAUCUUAUAAAAACUUGAUUGAGGAAAUGAAAAUAUAUUAUUCAUAUCCACGCCUUGAUAUAAAUGUUACAAAAAGCAUGAACCAUUUAUUGAAAGCCCCGUUUUGUGUACAUCCAAAGACAGGAAAAAUUUCUGUACCAUUUAAAGUAAAAAGUGUGGAUAAAUUUAGUCCUAAGGAGGUACCCACAGUUAGUCAACUUCUUGAUGAAGUUAAUGCUUUUGAUGCCAAAAAUAAAGGACAAAAAACCACUGAGUCUGCUGAGGUGCAGGCAACAAAUUUUAAAAUGAAGGAUUUCAAGAAGACAAGUUUGUUCGGAUAUGUGGCUAUAUUUAAUGAGUUUCUUAGAGCGUUGCAAGCAGCUGCUUUACGUGACAGGAGUCUACAGUUUGGAACAGCUAUGGAGUGCUAAGUUGUGUUGUUGAUUUUUGAUGCAUUUUUUUUAAUUUUUCAAUAAAGGCAUGUUUGGUCCA
This is a messenger RNA of Zophobas morio, 1419 nucleotides long. RefSeq names its product DNA primase small subunit (gene DNApol-alpha50). Gene Ontology annotation, cellular component: alpha DNA polymerase:primase complex. The record is from RefSeq and is a predicted model, not a curated record. Gene Ontology annotation, biological process: DNA replication, synthesis of primer. NCBI's taxonomy places the organism in Eukaryota, Metazoa, Arthropoda, Insecta, Coleoptera, Tenebrionidae. The coding region runs from base 105 to 1358 and encodes 417 amino acids. The transcript has 6 exons.